AUGGAGUUCCCCAACAAGCUGCUGCUGUGCCAGUGCGUGGCCUACUUCCUGGGGCUGCUGCUCUCGUUGCUGGUGGUCGUGCCCUUGGCCGAGAACGGCAGCCGGUUCGGGGACCGCUGCCUCCUGUUCAGCGAGGCCUCCUGGCGGCAGGAGAACGCGACCGGCGGCUCCUCGGUCAUCUCCCGCUUCGUGGUCGGGGCCUGGGGCCCGCCGGCCGGCUGCCACUUCUGCACCUUCGUGGGCGUCUUCACCCUCAUCUUCUCGGCCGCGCAAGCCUGGAGGACCUUCUUCUACCUGUGCAAGGGCCACGACGACACCCUGCUCUCGGCGUUCCUGAACCUGGUGCUGAGCUGCUCGGUCCUCUUCCUCACCAUCGUGGCCAGCGUGAUGGUCAGCGUGGGCUUCAGCUUGUGGUGCGACGAGGUGACCGAUCACGGGAGAAUGCCUAACAGCUGUGAAGAAAUGCAGUCAAUGAACCUUCACCUGGAUGUAGACACCUCUUCCUUCUAUAUCCAUUUCAGGGUGGCACAGUUUGGGCUGUGGAGUAUCUGGGUGGUGUGGGCUGUACUGGGUGUCCUCGCCUUCCUGAAGGUCUAUCGUAACUACAAGAGGAAGGAGUUGGCGCGCUGUCUGGCGCGAGAGAAGGAGCUGCUUCUCGAUCAUUCCGCGCGACGUCGCCCGGACCAGGAGCAGCAGCAGGAAGCGCCCAGUGUCUUCAUCUGAUGGUCCUUCCACCCGGACCCCGCCCUCAUCACGGACCCCGCCCUCAACUCCUCCCCCACCCGAA
Callorhinchus milii (elephant shark) is the source of this 787-nucleotide messenger RNA. RefSeq names its product transmembrane protein 179-like. The record is from RefSeq and is a predicted model, not a curated record. The transcript is spliced from 4 exons. Lineage: Eukaryota; Metazoa; Chordata; Chondrichthyes; Chimaeriformes; Callorhinchidae. The coding region runs from base 1 to 723 and encodes 240 amino acids.